GUGUUCGUUACGGAUAGUGUCAAGAUGGCGGCCUCCUUGUGCCGAAUGUUGAGUUGGAGGACAUUUAAAAGUAUUUUGUUUUCAUCAAGUGUUUGAAUUAAAACGAAUUUAUUUUUAAAGUCUGCUUGUCAAAUGACUUUUUCAAAUUAUAUUGUAGCAUUUUUAAUUCUUCGAUAACUACCCGAUAUUGCGUAGUUCAAAAAGAAAAUAUGACAGGCGUCUCGCUAAGCCUAAUUGGCCUAAUCCUUGCUUGUACUAAAAUUGUAAAAAUACUGAAAAUACUGUGAAUUGUGGUGUUAUAUUAUAUAUAACAUGUGUUAUACAUAACUUAAAUAAAGGGUAAAUGCAAAGAAUAGGUAGUCCAAACCAAAAUUUAUCUUUAAAUGUAGACUGUUUAAGGACUCUCACUUGAUAGAACUUUUAAUACAAGAAUUUUGAUAUCUGAAUAUCUUAGAUACUUUGGUCAAAAAUGUAAACAUUUUUUUAAAAAUAAACCAAUGGCACAGUUGAAUAGAGCUAAUUUUAAACAGAAUUAUAACACCAAAAUCAUAUUUUUAGCUGUUGUAGUUUUAAAGUUAUGAAUUUUUAAAGUACGACUUGGUUUGUCCUUUUUUAACAUGGACUGCAUCUCCACAUUCUGUGACCUCAUUCCGCCGAUCGCGUCAUGCGCAAUGACUAUAUAGUUUAUAUAAGGCUAAGGCAUUCCCUUAUCACUAAAAUACUGUUUAGGGUCGAUUUAUUUUAAACUUUCAACUUUGGCACAUGAAUAAUUAAUUAAAGCUUUCCCUGACCAAUGGUUUAAUAGUUUUUGCACACGGCAAACACUUAUGAAUGAAACUCUGAGAUAGUACUACGACGUAGCCGUUAUGCAAGUGGCUGUGAAUGGUUGCCAAUGACAACGUGUUGCACAGGGAAAAUUCUGAUCAUUUAUAUUAUGGACUCUGCAGGGUUUUUAAAGCUCAAAUUAAAACAUUUCCAGUUUAAAUGUCUUCAAAAUGCAUUCUGAAACACAAAAUAUAAAAUAUUUUGAUGUAUAUAGUGGUAAUAAUUAAAUAUUUCCUAAGUAUCGGCAACUUCCGCCAUUAAAAAGGGGGCGUGGCCCACGCCAUGUCGAAAUAAGGCGGAGCCCCCUUAUGGUGAUAUGGGUCACUGGGAGAAGCGUAGCGAACGUGGGACACGACCUACAUCAAUGAGAAUUGGCACAGAUAUAUAUCAAUAUCUGAUGCCUUACACGAUUUAAUAUGAAAGACCUGUAUUUUAUAUUUCACAAAAAAUUUUGCAUGCGAAGAUGCCUUAUAUAUACCAAAGAUUUCCAAAAUAAAGGUCGAUUGAAAAAGCAAAAUAGUUGGAUGGAAAUGUAGGCCAAGAUGUCUUCCAAAUUAUAAGGCCGGAAACGGAACUCAAAUAUAUGUCCAAAGAACUAAUUUAAUAAUAAAUAGACACACACAUCGGAAAAUUAAAAACUCGGAUUUUUCGGCGCCGACGCCCAUUUCCGAUACAAAAAAAGUAGUAGUCUCCCUUGUUUUAUCGAAGUAUCUAGAAUAUCUGGUUUAUUUCAAUAGCUCAAUAAAUAAAAAAAGUUAUGAUGAAGUUUUAAAAUUUGAUAAAAAUCGAUAAGAAAUUGGCUAUUUUUCAUUUUGUCAAAUCGUCCAUUUUUGUGAAACCAUAACUACUAAACUAAUAAUCCUAGAAGCUCCAAACUUGGUGUACUUGCUCAAAAGUUUACAUAUUUAAAAUGAGUCAUACAUCAAAUAAAAGAUAAUUUUAAGCAGCACAAUAUUCACUAGGCCUUAACAGCAUCAAACAAAUUUAAAGGCACCAAAAUAAGUUUGAAAGUACCCACUGAAUGAUUUUUUUUACAAAAUUAAGGUUUAAAUUCUUUUUUAGAAAAUACAUGUUAUCGCAUAAUUGUUAUAAAAUUAAAAUCAAAGGAAUAUGAUGUCAGAUGUGUUUACUAUUAACUAAAAGACUAAUAAAAAAAAUUUAAUGCUGAGAACGGUGAAAAAUAUAUGGCAACUAGGCAAUCUUAGGCAUGAAUUUAAAAUAAAUUAUCUGGGAAAUCUCUGUACUGUAGUAUCAUUGUCUUUGCUUUCGGACUGUACUCCAAGGGCUAGCUUCCCUCUCCUACAUUCUUGAUAGUCACCAGUUACUAAAUUUAAUAAUCAAAUGAAAAAAGAAACUAGUAACUAUUGUGUAGCAUCAAUAUUGCAAAAAUUAUUUGUUAAAGUUAAUUAGGACAAUUUGAGAUUCAUAGUACUAGUAGUACUAGUAAUACUAUUGAGUCUAAGAUGAAAUAAUAUUGAAACAAUUCUAAAUCAGAAGUAAGUUUUAUUUAAUUUUAAUAAAUUAUCAACAACCUCAUUUUCAAGAUAAGCUUACAAAUUUGUAUUCAAUUAUAUUGUGUCAUAUAAUGGUUUAGUCACUUGAAGCCUCCUACCCCAGAUAAUAACUUGCGUCAGUCCACCCACAUCAGUCUCGCCGGCAUCCAUUUUUAUUUUCUCGAUCGUACAGAAACCCCCAUUAAAAUCAACAAUAAUCCCUUUUUUUAAUCUUAUAUUUAUUAAAUACAAUAACAGAUCAAACAUUAUCAUGUCUACAAUAUGUUUAUCAAAUUGUUUUAUCGCUCGACUGUCCUCAAUUAAAUACAUUUUGUCCGAUCGACAACAUGUCUCCCAGCCAAGUUCACAAUCAGCACAAUGGUUCGGAUUCGUUAAAAUAUAUCGAAUAUCUGACACAAUCUAUGCUUAACUCAUUUCUAAACAAUAUUUUCAGUUACAAAUACAUUAAAUGAAAGAUUAAUUCUUCAACUUACUUGUUGAUUAAAGUCUCAAACAUGACUAAUAAGCUCCCGCCGUGAUGCUGGUACUAGUCGCAAAACGCGCAUCAAGCGGCUAGUGCUAGUGGUGUGGAACUAAAAAAGGGGGUGUUUUUGUAAACAACGCCGCUCCGCGCUUAUCGUGCCCACUCAUUUGAUCUUAUGAUAUUAAAAUAGUAAAAAAACCUGAGCUUUCCAACGGUGUAAAGAAAGUACUAAUAUCUCUGUGUUUUCCCCCAUUUUUGUUAUACGAAAGUUUUCAACCAGCUUUUUCAAAAUGAAAUAAGCAAGGUAGAUAUACUUUCUAUAUAUCAAACGAAAGCCCAAGAUCCCCAUUUUCCAUUGGUGGUAAAAUUAGGCUUCUCGGUUGAUUACGCGCAGAGCGCCGCGCGAUUGAAUGACACGAAUCCAAAAAAAAUUUACGGACAAGUUUUGAAAGCACUGUUAAAAUGACCCACCCCCACACUUUUCAUAAAUAUAAAACAUUCUCAUAAUGCAUUUAAAUAACAUAAAAAUUGCAUAUUUUGUUAGAUAAAGAGUUAAACUUUAAUCCAAUAUUAAUUUUGUUUGUGUAGAAUUAGUACAAGUGAGUCUAAAAUGCAUCUCCAAAACAAUAAAAAUAGGGGAAAAGGCCGAUUUUCCCGCUUUGGACUACCUACAAAGAGAAUGCGCCAUAGCGGCCAUAACGUAUCACACUGGCGCCAUCUUGGUUGCUAAAAUUAGGAAUAAAAAUGUCCCUAAAUCAAAUGUAUCCCUAACCCUAACCUAGGUUCUUGGAUAAAAUUUUCCAAUUGAAUAAAUUAAAAAACGAACACAUCUGUAAGAUAGCCCUUGUUAAAUGAAGUAAUAAUAUGUUUUCAUGUAGCACUUUUGGUUAAAAUUAAAAAGUUAUGAUUUUUUUCGUGAUUAAAGUGAAUAAUUUUUAACAGAGAUUUGUGACCACUUUUUAAAAAAAAAUGUAUGAAAAGGCUCAUAACUUUAUAGAGGAGUGGACAAAUAAUAUGAAACUUUCCAGAAGUGUUCAACAUCUUUGUUGCUUUAAAAACUAAAAAAAAAUUAAAUAGAAUAUUUUUAAAAUAUUUUUUAAUGUCAUGAAUUAUAUUGUAAUAAAAUUUAAAAUAUAAAAUAAAAAUAAUUAAACCAUUUAGUUAUUCUAGUUUUAUUACUUUAAUUAACUUUCUAUAAAUUAACUAUAAACAAAACAAAAAACAGAACUAUACAAGUAAUUGUAAGUUGCCAACAAAAUUCACCAGUACGACAUUUAAUGCUGCUAAUCCAGAUGCAUCAAAACUGAUUUUUGUUAAAAAGCAGCAACAACCAGCAAUCGCAGCAAAAAUAGUUUUCUGGGUCUUCCACAUGAUAGUGGUGAUUUCAUCCCUUGUUGAGAAUGACUGGUCUAGGCAAAUGUUUUUGACACAAGUGCAGUAAUUUGAUAUCCAAGGGAUGGGAAUUUUUUAAGGGUUUGUAAAGGACAGUUGUGAACAGCAAUAAUUUUUUUUUUAUUGGAGAGGAUGUAGAGGUGCGUGACGUUAUAUUUGAGGGAGUAUUAACUUUUUGUGACAAUGAGGGAGUGGGGGAGUUGAAAAAAUCUGCAAAAUUUGCAUGACAUCAUUUAUGGAUGGCUCGAUAGGCUUAUAUUAUACUCAUUUUAUUUUAGAUCAUAAAUGGAUGACACCUUGUUGUUCGGAAAUUUUGGCCACCUACAAUGUGAAAUCAUUUGGCUCUGCUGUAAACAUCCAAAGAUGUCAAAGUUCUGGGUUAAACACUCAGCAAGGUAUUACUUCAUUUUUUUCGAUGAAAUAAGCUUAGUAAGUACCGGUACGUAAAUAAUUGAAUGAAAAUGUAGACCUAGAACACUUCAGUUCAAACGUGGCAAAAAGUCAUGCAAAAUAAAUGAAAUCACUUAGCUAUUUUUACCUUUUUCAUAAAGGGUUAUUAUUAUUCGCAAGCUACAAUUUCUGUCUUCAUGACAUUUUUUAAAAAGAUUUCUCUAAAAAAAUGCAGCCCUUUCCAGCUUUAUUAAAAAAUCUAAUAUUUGGUAAGCUAUCAUUAAUAUAUUUAAAAUAAAUGUGAAGUCCAGUUCCAAUUUUUUAAUUUCAUUUCAUUAUUUGCUACAAUGAAGUUAUAUAUUUAUUACUUUUGUCUUAUUACUUCAGCAGUCUCACCUUCUGAGGUAUACACCAAGGCUAGCGAAAAUCUCUCAACCUUUGAAGCAGCCAUUCAGCACGAGGACUAUUUUGGGUUGAAAAAUCUUGUUACACUCCAAGACUUGUUUCAAGUGAGUAAAAAUGUAUCGUGAAUGCUAUGACACAAUCCCAUUCAUCUGCUGUUGUCUAGCCCCAUUAUAAUUAAUUAUAUAGAACGUAUGUUUUUUUUUUUUCCUUACUUUUAUUUUACUACAUUUUCAGGCCAGGGUUCACCUGGGUCACAAUGUGGGCUUGCGUCAUGAGUCCAUGUCUCCAUACAUAUAUGGAACACGCCAAGGUGUCGACAUAAUUGACCUUGAGCAGACGCUGCCACUGCUGCAUGAUGCACUCAACUUUUGCGCACACAUCGUGUACCGAGGUGGCAUGAUACUGUUCCUGUGUAGAAACAUGCAGUUUUUACCCAAGGUGGAACAGACUGCAAGGGAAGUGAAGGAAUAUUCACAUUGUCGGCCUUGGCUGAGAGGUAUGAGGAGAACAAUUUUUUUUUAAAAAUUCAGCACCGUCUUGAGCUAUUCACUUUCUUAAGCUCUUGCCAACAGUUUACCUACAAUAAUGAACUGCCUUGGGUCUUUUAAUAAACAUCAGAUAAAUCCUCAAAGGGAAGUAAUAAUGUUAACUCCCGUAUCAGACUGAGUAUUGCUUCUUGAUGUUUGUAACUUAAAUAUAAUUGAUAUAUUAUAUGAUUGAAGAAUAAAAAUAUAUAUAUUUUUUUUUAAAAGGUACCCACCGUAGUGCACUAAAAUGUAUUUUAUACUUUUAAAUUGCAACAAAAUUUGGUUAGGAGCAUGAAAAUUAAUUGCUGGUUUAACUUGGCAGCUUAAUGGGCAGCUGAGUAGGAUUGUCACUUUUCAUUGAGAUUAAUAUUGAAAUCUUAAUACACCUUCAUAGAUGCAAUGGAUGAACACUCCCACUUUCAUAAGUCACACAUUUUUAAGAAUACCAGUACAAAUGAUAAAAUAGAAUAACUUUUUCCUAUUAUUAAGUGAGUUAUUAGAUGGAAACCUGAAAUGGCAGACUUAACACAAGGAUUCCCAGGUGCCGCAAAAUAUGCUUAUGACUUUAUAAACAUGUAUCAUGUAUACCUAGAACUGAAAGAGGGAUCAGUAAUACUUCAGUGUCUCAAACUAAGAUCCAAUAAUGAGACCCAUUUACUGUUGUGAUUUUGACAUACAAUGUACGAUUUUGAGAUUUUUUUAACAACUUUACCCUGAGACCUGUUAUAACUUCUAUUUUAAGGAGACGAAGUUGAAAAUAUAUAUUCCUGUUGUUUCUUUUUUACAAUUAAAAAAAAAUUUUUUUGGGUUGCUAGUUUUACUCCUUUCUAUAACUAUAUCCAGCGGUGAAUGGGCAGAGAAAUAAGAUUUUUGUUGGACCAUCCAUAAUAAUAUUACGUACUGGUACGUAAUAGGGGAGGGGGGGGGGUGGAGAAUUCCCAUAGAUUUAGCAGCGUUCGGGUGCGCAUGGAGAAAGGGGAGAGGGGGAAUGUGAUAGAAUAUUUUUCAAAGCUUUAAAAUAACACCACCUUGUCCUGUAUUGAUCGUCAUUGUUGUUGUGUGUUUUCACCAUGAACUUACUUAAUAUGACCACAGUAAUAUUAAUGUAGUUCCCCAGGAGACGCAUGUGGUCAACUUUACCUUUUGUUUGCUUUGGUGCUGUUUGGCAUAAUCUUUUGACAAAAUUGUUUCAUUCUUCGGCUGAACUUUGAGUAAACUAUGAAUUAAGACAAAAGAAAUAAUGUCAGCCGGAAACAGGACAAACUUCACUAGUCAGAAAAUACUCGAAAGGUAAAAACAUUACAAGAGAAUCAAAGAAAUCUAUUUAUAAAACUGUGAUCAGACCAGUUGUAACAUAUGCAAGUGAAACUUGGAUCCUAACAAAAACAGCAGAAAACCUAUUAAACACAUGGGAGAGAAAAGUUCUCAGGAAAAUAUAUGGACCAACAAAGGAUGAAUAUGGAUGUAGAAUACGAACAACCAUGAAUUGUACAGUCUAUAUCAGGAUCCCAUGCUAGUCGCAGAAAUAAAAAGGGCAGGCUAAGCUGGGCUGGACACUUAGAAAGAAUGUCAAAUGACAGGAGUGAAGAGGGUGCACCACCAAAACCCUAGAGGAAAACGGCUCAAAGGCAGACCUAGGCUUAGAUGGAUGGAUCUACAACAGCAUGGAAAAGAACAGGAUUAGUUAGGUCUGAGUGGAAGGAAGAAGUGAGGCAGGCCAAAGUCCAACAUGGGCUAUUGUGCCACAGGGAUGGAUGGAUGGAUGAAGAUCCGUACCCGUAGUUUAAAAUAGAAAGAAAAAAAAGAUUUUAAAAAUAUCUUGCAGCCUGUGAACUCUGUGUUACUGAGGUUGGGCUAUUUUAAUUGAUUUGGGAUUAUAUUGUAUGAGAAGAUAUAUAUCUUUAUACUCUUUUUUUUUUUCCUCAUAAUUUGAAGAAAAAAAAAUGAUGUACAGAUGAAUAUAGGAAAUUUUGGGAGCCAUGCUAAAACCACUUUAUAUCUGGGGGGUCAUUAUUGCAGGGGUCCACUGUAUUUCAGUCUCAACUUUGUGUUUCUUUUCUGUCAGGUACCUUCACAAAUUCAGCAAACAUGUUCAACAGCUUACCCAUUUACCCAGAGCUUUGCAUAUUCCUCAACACACAAGACACAGUGUUUGAAACACACAGGGGUGUCGUAGAAGCAUCCAAGCUGCUUGUGCCAACAAUAGGCAUCGUGGACACCAACGUCGACUGCGCCAACUUGAUAGCGUACCCGAUUCCCGGUAACGACGACAGCCCCGCAUCGCUCCAGCUGUUCCUGGACCUUUUCAAAACGGCAAUCAUCAGAGCGAAGGAGAAAAGGAAAGAGGAUGGAAUUGAUGAAACUGCUUCUUAGAAAAGAUGAACUGCUACAUGUAAAACGUGUGUAUGGCUGUGUUGGAUGUGUUCCCCGUUUUGAGGAAUCAAACCUCUUUCCAUCAGUGACAUUCUUGGAUUAAAUGAAUGAGUUUUUGUAACGUUUGGGAAGGCUGCAUGAACUUGGAGUUCAUUGACAGGAUAGGUUAUGUUACAUUCAUGCUUUGUUCGACUUGUUUCUGUAGAAUUAAUCAAUUUCUCAAUGGUUAUAUACACUAUGUACACACACACACAAAAUAAACUAAACUUCAUCUGUUUUAGCUGUUAAUACUGUACGUUUUGAUUUAUGUAGUUGGUACACUUGGAAUGCUGAAAAAAGGGUGGUGACUGUUUGUGUAUGAAUUGGGAGAAUGGUUGAAAUUAUUGUUAAUUUAGAUGCAAGCCCUUUACAAUUCAUUUGUUUUAGUCUUUUGUAAUAAAAGAUUUAUAAAU
Messenger RNA from Lymnaea stagnalis (great pond snail), 8341 nucleotides. The record is from the annotation of a GenBank genome assembly. Lineage: Eukaryota; Metazoa; Mollusca; Gastropoda; Lymnaeidae.